Doryrhamphus excisus (bluestripe pipefish) is the source of this 2153-nucleotide messenger RNA. Lineage: Eukaryota; Metazoa; Chordata; Actinopteri; Syngnathiformes; Syngnathidae. The record is from RefSeq and is a predicted model, not a curated record.
GUUGAGCCGAGUUCAUGGUUGGCCAUCAGGCGCUGGCCUUGGAUCACAGGUCACAAGUUAAGGCUGGAUUAACAGGCUGUCUGGAGACAGUUAUUUAUGGCCAACCUUAUUCACUAAAAAGAAACCUGACUAACUACCAGGUAUUUCCUCCACUUUGCUGCAAGCAGACCAAAGUUCCGCUUGUACGGCUGUGCUUUGUCAUUGUGAAUUGUAGCUGUUUCCAUGGGAGUUUUACCAAUGGCAUCUUCUGGUUUGAGGUGUAAUGGGAUACCUGACAACACUGAUAGUCAGAAGGCACCUCUCUUACGUGAACUGCCUGGGAGAAAGGACUGCACGGGACAAGGGAUCGGUCUUUUCAAUCUCUACCGGUCCCCUGCAGAGACAGUCGUCUUCCAACCUGAUCAUUUAUAUUUAGAGACAGUUUUCCCGAGUUGGUCUGGCGUUGGCCAUAACAAAGAUUACUACAGUAGCCUCACAGGAUUUGACCUGAUCAAAUGCACUGGAUGCGAGUGGAACAGAGGCAGGAGCAGGGAUUAUUUAAAGCUGAGGGCUUAGAGUGCUCUGUAAUCAUUCAUUCUCCUCCGUGCCUCACAGUGAUGCAGUGAGAGAAAAUGAUAGAUCGCUAUUCUAUGGCUGGCAGGCGGAGGAUCUUUAGAUCAUUGUGCCGUCUGUGUGCCAGGAGAAGGCACUUUGGACUUCUUUUAAGUGGAUAAACCUGGCAUCUGUCUAUCAAAGGGGACAUGAAGGAUUCCUGUCGCGUGUGCGGUGGUCGUCUGAUUGGCAACCAGUGUCGCUGGAUCUUCAGCUCGUCAGGAAAGAGGAAGAUACAAAUAAUCUUGUCUCACGUUCUGGGCUGGGAGUUGACUCGCGAUGGUCGUGGAGAGUUCCUCUGUGGGAAAUGUGUGUUCCAGCUGGAAAAGGUGGUGCAGUGUGACGUUAACCUCAGCCAGCUCCAGGAAAAGCACAACAGCCAAGUCCAGAAACUGCAAGCGGAGAAAGAACACCUAAUGCAGUGCAUCGUCCAUGUCUACAACAAAAACAACUCCGGUCGGGAAAGGAGUGACGACGAGAGUGUCCAGCGCUCCAAAACUCCCCUCAGGUCAUCUGGCACAGCUAGUUUUGACGACGAGGCUGCAUGUCUCCUGCCCUCUGACGCACAAUCAGUGAGGGAGAGUGGAGGUGGUCCCCGCAUGAGGAGAUGUGUGAGUCUGGACAGACUUGUCAGCAAAGGAGUCUUUCCGGGGCGUUCAGGUCUCAGGAAAUGGAGGAUUGGGUCAUCUGUAGGGCUUGAUACUUCGGUGAAGAGCUUUGGUUUACGAGGCUCGCGUUGCAGCUCUCAAAGCAUGUACCUAGACCUGGUUCACUAUAAGGGUGCAUUUCCCAGACCUGGAUUCAAAGGUCGCUCCACAUCCCUGCAGUCGCUCAACAGGGACUUUGCCGCCGACAUUGCAGACACGCCACGCAAAAAUAAACUCAGAGAAGCCAAGACAAGUGUCACCAGAAAAGCUGCCUCUGAUGAUGACGGGGGAAAGGCUCAGGCUAAGUUGCUCCUCCAACGCUCCUCACGGCAUCCUUCGGUGAUCUCUGACCUGACCCAGCUCCUGCGCUGCAUCACCAAGCACGGAGUGUCUGUCCCUCCUGGGAGCCGCAUUCCUGUCCUACAGAGGCUGAGUGUUGGCCACGUUAACAUCUGUAGCAAGCGUGUACGCAGAGAAGCAGAGUGGAAGUCGCUGCAUGACCUAACAGAGGAAUUUGAUGAUAAAUACACACCUGUCACAGUGGAGAGCGAGGUUAAUCGUCUGGAGUCCACCAACAAGCUGCUGACUGAAGAGCUCACCCAGGUUAAAAGCACCCAUGAGAACCUGACCAAAACACUAGAGGAAGCCCAGAAUCAAACAAAGACAUUGUCUACAAAGUUGGAGGAGAAAGAGAAUGAACUCCACACAGAGAAGAACAACAACCUAAAGCAAGCCAAAACCAUUCAGGGGUUAACUCAAGUUGUCGGAGAGAAAGAAAAGGAGAUUGCAGAGUUGUGUCAUGAGAUUGAGGACCGGGAUGAUGCGCUCGCCAAAGCAAGGGAAACGGCACACAAAGCUCAGAUGCAGAAAUAUCAGGCACGUUGUCGACUUGUGGCCUGAUGUCGCCUGAUGUUG